Molecule: messenger RNA, 3698 nt
Organism: Procambarus clarkii (red swamp crayfish)
Lineage: Eukaryota; Metazoa; Arthropoda; Malacostraca; Decapoda; Cambaridae
Gene: beta-Man
Product: beta-mannosidase
Biological process (GO): glycoprotein catabolic process; carbohydrate metabolic process
Molecular function (GO): beta-mannosidase activity
Source: RefSeq, a predicted model, not a curated record
UAACGACAGUGGUGUUAAACAUGUGUGUGCUGCUCCCUGGAGGUCUCACAACAACUGUAGCAAGAGCGAGGCAACCUCAAGUCUGUGUGUGUGGUGGAGUGGGGCAAGACAGGGCUGGACGUGAUUACGAUUUACAAGUGAACUCGGCUUUAGAGUUCAUCCGCCUUCUUCAUCCGCCUGGCAGUCAAGAGAAGUGAUGCUCUCAGAGACACCUGGCGCUGGGUGGGCCUGGUUCCUGGAGACGGUGGACAGUGUCCCUCUUUAUCAUCACCUACACUAGACCCCUUUAGUCCACCAACCACUACCACUGUCUAUACCCCCAACACCUCGCCAUUUACACGUCACAAUCCGCUGUCACUCACUACAACUACUUGUACCUCUUAUCACUUGCCACUACACUACCUGCGCACUAUAUCACUUAUCACUAGAACCAUCUACGAUGCUAACAUACGACUAGCACCAUAAUCACACCAUUAACACUACCAGUACAGUACUCGUAUCACCUGAACACCACAAGUACCACACACGCAACUAGCACCACCUGCACUUUCUCAACACUAAUAUAUAUAUAUUUAUAUAUAUUUAUAUAUGUAUACACAUAUAUACACACACGCUCCACUAGCAAAACUUGAUAUCGUCACACCACCACCACCUAGACUCCACACAUAGCAACAGUGUUACACCGCCCUUCCCUUCCCCCCAUGGAAACCUCAACACCUGCCUGACUAAAUGGCUCCCAACCCACUGAACCGGGAGCAGGAGGCGAGGCGGGAGGGGCCGUGGUGGCGGGUGUACAGCCCGUCCUUGGUGUGUCUGGGGCUCAUGUGUGGCGCCACAGUCUACCUCGCCUAUGACGCCUUCACCUCCACCCACCCCCGCCCGUUGCCCAUCAUCUUCCUCAACUCCAAUUGGUCUCUCUCCUCCACCAACCACUGUUUGGUGGUGGGCGGGACGGUGCCUGGUGGGGUGUACACCGAUCUCCUCAAGGCUAACGUCCUCACCUCCGACGUUUACUACCGCUACAACGACCUCGACUAUCGUUGGGUCUCCGAGCAGAACUGGACUUACUCCACCACACUAACUGCUUCCCAGGACCUGGUGGACCAGGAACGUGUUGCUCUGGUGUUCCAGGGGCUGGACACGGCCGCCCAGGUGCUACUCAAUGGUGAACUUGUCGGAACCUCCGAUAAUAUGUUCGUCAGAUACGUCUUUGAUGUUAAAGAACACCUUCAGACGUCCGAGGAUAACACCUUGGAAGUCAUGUUUGAGUCGCCUGUCGAGUACGCCGCUCGCCAGUAUGAGGCCCAGGCCGCAGACUAUGUGGUCCCGCCCAAGUGUGUCGAUCCUGCUUUUAAGGGAGUAUGUCAUGCCAACCACAUCCGUAAAAUGCAGGCAUCCUUCAGCUGGGACUGGGGUCCAGCAUUCCCCAACAUGGGCAUAUGGAAAGACUGGAAUUUGGUUGGGUGGAACUCACUGUUGGUGAGAGACGUAUUCUUCUCAGCUACACCAGCCUCCCCGCUCCCCACGGUGCCAGAUCAUGAUCUAAGACCAAGCUGGAUUGUCACAGUGAAGGUGUGGUGUGAUGCUGCAUUUGAGUCGGGUAAUGUGACUGGGAGUGUGAACAUCACCCUGGGGAACCUCAUUGCUACAACGGAGCCUAGUGUAGCUACGGUGGAACACUAUGAGGCUUUGCUUGCCUUCACCUUCACGCUUGAAGAGGGCCAGGUAGAGAUGUGGUGGCCCAAUGGCUAUGGUGGUCAACCACUUUAUCAGUUGACCAUUCAAUGGACAGACGAAGAUGAAUCUGAAACUUCCAGUAAGAGUGUUCGAGUUGGGUUUCGAACUAUCGAGCUUAACCAGGAUUUUGUUGAUGCCACCGACGAAACAAAAGGGCGUCACUUCCGGGUGCGUGUGAACAACGUGACCAUGUUCAUGAAAGGCAGCAACUGGAUCCCAGCGCACGUCCUGCCGGAGGCUGUCACCCCCCAGUACACUCGCUAUCUCCUCCAGUCUGCGGCUGACACUCACCAGAACUGUAUGCGUGUCUGGGGUGGUGGCAUAUAUGAAACUGAUGCCUUUUAUGAGAUCGCUGAUGAAUUGGGUAUUCUUAUCUGGCAAGAUUUCAUGUUCGCGUGCAGCAUGUACCCUGUUAAUGAGAUGUUCCUUGACGCAGUAAGGGCCGAGGUGACUACACAGGUUCGUCGUCUACAGCACCAUGUCAGCAUCCUCCUCUGGGCCGGGAACAAUGAGAACGAGUCCGCGCUUCGAGACAACUGGUAUGGAACUUCCUCCGACUUUGAGCAGUAUAAAGCAGACUAUAUUGUCUUAUACGUAGACACUAUUCGAAAUAUUACCCAGACUUUGGACGCUACCAGACCAUUUGCUGUCAGCUCCCCGAGCAACGGUAUAGAGUCUGAGGCAGAGGGUUACAUCGCGCAGUUCCCGUCCAACACAUUGUAUGGAGAUGUUCAUUACUACAACUACCUGAGCGACGCCUGGAUUGGCGAGAACACACCCCGCACAAGGUUCGCCUCCGAGUACGGCUUCCAGUCCUGGCCUUCCUUCAGGACCUUGCAAGAAGUGACAAUAGAAGAAGAUUGGUCUAGUGAUUCUCCAAUGAUGUACCACCGACAACACCAUCCAGGAGGACAAGAGGAACUUGCCCUGCAGAUUGGCCUUCACAUGCACCUCCCACCCCAGGACGGCACUCUCAAAGUUUUUCAAGAUUAUUUAUAUCUUGGACAGGUCCACCAAGCUAUGGCAAUAAAAACAGAAACAGAAUUUUACCGUCGGGGGAUGAGUGAGGUGGCAGAAAACGGUGAGGGGUACACUAGCGGAGCACUUUAUUGGCAGCUCAAUGAUAUCUGGCAAGGAGCAUCCUGGGCCUCAAUUGAAUAUGGAGGUCGGUGGAAGAUGCUACACUACUAUUCCAAAAAAUUUUUCUCGCCCAUCAUAGUAUCUCUCUAUCGAGAAAAUGAUGACUUGAAGGUCUAUAUCGUAAGUGACUUGACGGAAGAAGUAUUGGAUGUUACGUUAAGUAUUGAUCUUUAUCGAUAUGAUCAAAGAGACAAAGUCAAUUCUUACAACAAAUCUCUGAAUGUGGCAGCAGCAGAAGCAAAUUUAGUGGCUACCGUAAAACUUUUGCAAGACUUGGAAAUGAAUACUCUCUGUCAGCAAGGCAUCUAUGACCAGGAAGAUGUGUGUUUUGUUGUAUCUCGCUUGAUAUCUGCUGCUGAUGGAUCUCCUGCAGCUCCAGACAACUUCCUUCUGUUGGGGAAGCCUAAGGAUGCAUACAUACCUCAUGCUACUGUUAAGGUUGAAUCUAUCUCUGGGCCUUUCACAACAGUUAAAAGUAACAGGACCUUCACAGUAAAACUGACAAAUGAUGCAAUAUCGCUGUUUGUGUGGCUUGAGGUAGAUGAAGAUGGUGUGUUUUCUGAUAAUGGUUUCCUAAUGACUGAACCUGAAGUGGACAUUACAUUUUAUUCUCUGAAAGAUACUACUGCAGAUGCUCUCCAGAGUUCCAUCACUGUUAAAUCUCUCACUGACACUUACAAGGGAGAAACUGUAGUUGGUGUUGGAGCCAAGACAGUGAUGGAACAUUCAUUCCACCCUAAUGACAUUAAGAACAUUCUGUUUGUGUAAAUAAUUGUGGCAUAUUGUAUAACCAGCAUUAUGGAAUAAAAUUAAUAAAAAUA